Ictidomys tridecemlineatus (thirteen-lined ground squirrel) is the source of this 1397-nucleotide messenger RNA. The record is from RefSeq and is a predicted model, not a curated record. NCBI's taxonomy places the organism in Eukaryota, Metazoa, Chordata, Mammalia, Rodentia, Sciuridae.
AUGGUUCCUGUCCUUGAGAUGUUCACAGGCACACAGGGGUCAGUUUGUGGGCAAAUGACCGUGACAGUGACAGAGGCCAUGGUGGAGGGACCCAGACUCUCCUGUGGCAAUAAAAAGGAGAAAGUUUAUGCAGAAGGCUUGGCUGACUUUACUCCAGGCUGUGGGGCUUCACAGUCUUCUCUUUUCUGCUCAGGGCACCCGCCACUGGGGCUGCAUGCCAUCUCCACCGAUGAUGAGAAACUUGCAGCCAAGUACCACCUGAGCAGGAACGAGAUGGACAACCAGCCAGAAAGAGCUGGCCAGGGGCCAUUCUUCCCUCCUCACAACAGCUCCUCCCUGACCCUCUGGCUGAAUGGAAUGAGUCCUGACCCCUCAGUUUUCUGCCCCUGCCCUCCUCUCACCCCCAUCUCCAAGGAGCUCCUACUCAGCCUCCACCCCUUCUAUCCUGGGUACCCUCUGCUCCUGCCUCCACCUUACCUGUUCACCUACGGGGCCCUACCUUCUGUCCAAUGUCCCCAUCUCUUCAUGUUGCCCCAAGACACGUCCUACUCCACGGUGGCUGCAUCCUGCUUGCUGAGGACAGUCAAUGAUCCUGGGAUCUACAGUCCCCAGCGGGAGACCUUGCUUCUGUACCCUGGGGCCCUCCAAGCCUCUGGCCAAACCCUGCCCUCCCAGGCUAAGGAUCGAGACCCAGGAGCUGCCCAAACCUCCUCCCUGGGGAUGGGGAGUGCUGGUGUGGCAGCUCCAGCAAAGCAGACCCCUCUGGGCUCCAGGGAAGGCACCACAGGGCUGUCCUACCCGCUGAAGAAAGAGAACGGCAAAAUCCUGUAUGAGUGUAAUGUGUGCGGCAAGAGCUUCGGGCAGCUCUCCAACCUCAAGGUCCACCUGCGUGUGCACACCGGGGAGCGUCCAUUCCAGUGUGUCCUGUGCCAGAAGAGCUUCACUCAGCUCGCCCACCUGCAGAAGCACUACCUGGUGCAUACUGGGGAGCGCCCCCAUGAGUGUGUGAUGUGCCACAAGCGCUUCAGCAGUUCCAGCAACCUCAAGACCCACCUGCGCUUGCACUCCAGAGCCCCGCCUUUCCAAUGCAGUGUCUGCCCAAGUCGCUCUGCCCAGCACAUUCAUCUGAAGCUGCACCAUCGGCUACACAAGCCCCAGCCCUGCGACCUCUCUCACACCCACUUGCCCCUGGCCUCUCUCUCCUCCUGCCUUGCCCAUUGGCACCAGGGAGCACUAGAUCUUGUAAUGGUGCCAUCAUAGAGCAGACAAAUGGCCUGAGACAUGGACAAAGUCAAGGUGUCCUCAGCAUCCCAGGGAACCAGGGUAGCCAGCCUGAGUGGUGGCACCAGGAUGGCCCUGGGAAAUAGGCAGGGGCAAAGCAAUUAAAGGAUUUUCUC